Molecule: messenger RNA, 9414 nt
Organism: Haliotis rubra (blacklip abalone)
Lineage: Eukaryota; Metazoa; Mollusca; Gastropoda; Lepetellida; Haliotidae
Exons: 56
Coding region: 119-8470 (2783 amino acids)
Source: RefSeq, a predicted model, not a curated record
GUCGAUAGUGGCUAGACAAGGGUGUAUUUUUACUUAUGCUUGUUUCAUACCCCGAUUAGUACAGUGAAGGAUGGUUUAGUAUGGGAAGCCGGCAGCACUCAUUUGGAAGCCCACAAAAAUGACGAAAAUUUUUGUGAUAUUGUUUGUUACACUGCAAACAUGCAGUGCACAUUUGGUUCUAACGUUUCCCCCAGCGAGAAAAUAUGCUCUGGAUUUCCUUGACAACUUCAGAACGUCAGCUCCAUGUGGGGUUCCCCGUGGAUUUGGUCCAGUGACUGAAUUCAAAGCUGGAUCUCAAAUGAGGGUGACUUGGCAUGUGGCAUAUCCGCAUCAGGGUGGAUUUUUCCUUCAAGUUCUGGACAGAAGUAACCGGGAGGUGGUUCGCUACCAGCAGAGCGGUAUGAUCAUGUCAACCCCAGGGAGUAUACAAGUGGCUACGGGAGAACCAACGGCAGAGCCUACAGGAGAACCACCAGCGCCAGAGCCUACAGGAGAACCAACGGCAGAGCCUACAGGAGAACCACCAGCACCAGAGCCUACAGGAGAACCACCAGCACCAGAGCCUACAGGAGAACCACCAGCACCAGAGCCUACAGGAGAACCACCAGCACCAGAGCCUACAGGAGAACCACCAGCACCAGAGCCUACAGGAGAACCAACGGCAGAGCCUACAGGAGAACCACCAGCGCCAGAGCCUACAGGAGAACCGCCAGCACCAGAGCCUACAGGAGAACCAACGGCAGAGCCUAAAGGAGAACCUAACGCUGAACCUACAGGGGAACCAACUGCAGAACCAGGGGCACAGACAGGAGGCACCAUCGACCUUAUCGGAUACAACGACACAACCAUGGUAGAGUACACAAUCACCCUCCCCGACAUCGAGUGUGACGGCUGCACUCUGAGGAUGAUAAGACAAGCCCUUGAGUGGGGAUCCUGUUCCUCUCAGUAUCUCUUCUGGAGCUGCGCCGACAUCAACAUCGUGAAAGACAAUAACACUGAUCCGAAGACGAACUGUUCCGGGCACGGAACAUGGAAGGAUGGCCUCUGUUCCUGUAAUCAACUAUACAAGGGAGAUCGCUGCCAGUACAAAGAGGACUGUCAAGUAGACAGUGACUGUGGCGGACAUGGUCGAUGUGAAGACACCCAGGCCACGUCCUAUCCUCGGUUCCAGUGCUACUGUGACAUAGGAUGGUUCGGCAAGAACUGUGAGCAAGAGUCCAAGGUGAACACUACGAAUAUUGACUACAGUCUGUACGAGAUGAGGACCUUGAGCCCGGAGUAUGAGCUGUUCUACAGAGAAAUAACGGCAGAACAAGAACUGGAGGUUGUGAUGAAAGUGAAGAGCACUACAUGGGUAGGCCUUGGAUGGAAACCCACAGAUUUCAGAUCCGGAUGUCAGUCGUUCCCGAACUUUCCUGGUACAGUACCAAACACAAAUGGAGAGCCAGAACCUGAGGGAGAGUCGGAACUUGAGGGAGAGUCGGAACCUACGGCUGAAACAGAACAUACGGCUGAACCCGAAUCUACUUCAGAGCCAGAGCACGAACCCGAACCUACGGCUGAACCAGAACAUAAAGCUGAACCCGAAUCUACGGCUGAACCAGAACAUAAAGCAGAACCAGAAACAACUUCAGAGCCAGAGCACGAAGCAGAACCCGAGUCUACGGCUGAACCAGAGCACGAAGCAGAACCGGAAUCUACGGCUGAACCAGAGCAUGAAGCAGAACCCAAGUCUACGACUGAACCAGAGCACGAAGCAGAACCCGAAUCUACGGCUGAACCAGAGCACGAAGCAGAACCCGAAUCUACGGCUGAACCAGAGCACGAAGCAGAACCCGAAUCUACGGCUGAACCAGGACAGGAACCAGAACCAGAACCCGGAUCUUCAUCCGCUUUCGCAUCACCACCAUGUACUAUAAGAGCUGCAUCUUUUAUAGGAGGGACACCUGCACCCGAACCAACAGCCGAGGCUGAAGCCAGGGCAGAAGUAGAACCCGGGGCCGAGACUGAACCCGAAGCAACGGUAGAACCCGGGGCCGAGACUGAACCCGAAGCAACGGUAGAACCCGGGGCCGAGACUGAACCCGGAGCAGAAGUAGAACCCGGGGCAGAAGUAGAACCUACCCCAGAAAGUGAAACUAGCACAGGGGGUACCGGGGUUGCAACUCGUGGAAACAAGGAAGGUUCCCGCACCCAUCCCAUGGACUGUACGGAUAUGGUGAUCGGGUCUGCCCGGGGGAUGAGGAGCAGGGUGGGAGACUAUUACACCAGGGACAGAUCCACCCCUCAACAUGAUGACUUCUAUGGUGGAACUAACAGUCUCACAGCUGCCCUAGGCUUUGAGGAGAACGGAUAUACUAUUAUACUGUUCAGGAAGAAACUCACUGCCGAUGAGAGGGCUGACUAUAGUAUUGACGAGGUCCCAAUGUCCGUCAUCUGGGCAAGGGGUCAGGACACUGGGAAUUAUGUGCAUUUGCCAAGAUCGGGGCUGGAAGUUGGGCAAGCAGCGAAUCCCAAGUACUACAAUGAAGAUGAGCUGAAAUAUCAUGGACACAGGCCGAACAGGGGCGCUGCUACUAUAAACUUCAGAGAGAAGACAGAACUUCCAAGCGGAUGCACCGGUCAGUGGCCAGCCACGUGCAACAACUGCCCCUACCAGGUGACAUGGGUCGUGGACGUGGCCAACGACAUGGUCAACUUCACGAUCACCGCCAGGCUGAAUGGGGCGAGGAGAUGGAUAGGACUCGGAUUCUCACCCACUGGGAGAAUGCCUUCUUCCGACGCUGUGAUCGGAUGGGUGGAUGAUUCUGGUGUUCACAUUUCUGAUAGGUUCCUCACCGGAUACAGUCCCCCGCAAAUUGACGCAGUAGAGAACUUAGUGGGCACAUCAGGAACGCUCACCAAUGGAGUUACUGAGAUAAAGUUCUCCCGUAAAAGAAACACCGGUCAGUCUCAGGAUUUCACCUUCACAGACACCGACACCGGGUGUCCCUUCUUGUUGUUCCCCGUGGGAGGGGCAUAUAACCCAACAACUCUGGGCAUCUCCCAACACGCAGCCACGCCCCAGGUGUCCGCUCAGAGAAUAUGCUUCAGCAGCACAUGUGCGGGUUCAGCCAGCAAUGGCGCUCCUCAACCAUCACUGAAGCUCGUCGCAUCACUGCGCUUUCCAAAUCUUCAGUAUUCACCCCUAUAUGCCAACAAGUCAUCAGAUGCAUUCAAGAACCUGAAGGGGCUAUUGGAAAGAGAGAUGAGCAAGCUGUCCAAACCUGGAACAAUUGUAACUAUUGAAGUUGUCAGUAUAAGAUCGGGGAGUGUCAUUGCUGAUUUUGAGGUGACUUCCAACACUACAACCGAAGACACCUUAAAACGUGACACAGAAACCCUCUUCAAGUCUAUUCAGUCCAAUGGCAGAGUGGGCGACUACGCUGUAGACCCUGCCUAUCUAACAGUUAACAAUCCUGAUAAAGAAGAAACAGAGUUUCAGUUCAUUGCCUCCCUGCGGUUUCCCAGUCUCACCUACACAGCUGACUAUGCCAACAAGGGGUCGACUGUUUUCAUGCUACUGAAGAACCACUUUGAUAACGAGAUGAAGGAUCUGCUCAAACCCAAUACUAUAAAAAGUAUUGAAGUUAUCAAUAUACGGAACGGAAGUGUUAUUGCUGACUUUGUAGUAAAAUCAACAUCAAGCGCAACGAACAAUGAAACGUUUCAAGAUGAUGUGAUGAACUUCUUCAAGUCUAUCCGGACCAUCGGCAAUGUUGCUGGAUAUGCCGUGGAUCCUAUCUUCCCCAUAGUUGAAACUAGCAGCCAAGAAGAACCUACAGAGAUGCCAGAAGGCUGUAUGGGUCAGUGGCCAGCCGAGUGUGACGAUUGCAGCUACCAAGUGAAAUGGGUCGUUGAUGUUGCCAAUGACGUAGUAAACUUCACCAUUACCGCCAGGUUGGAGGGUCAGAAGAAAUGGAUUGGACUUGCAUUCUCACCAACAGGGAGAAUGAGAAACUCGGAUGCAGUUAUCGGAUGGGUGGAUGGCACCGACUCUUAUAUCUCAGACAGAUUCAUAGUUGGCUACAGCCCACCUGCAUUAGAUACCGUGGACGACCUGGUUGGUAAAGAAGGGACAAUGGAAAAUGGUGUGACUGUGAUAAGGUUCUCCCGCCCAAGAAAUACCAGCCAGACUCAAGAUUACAUCUUCACCGACACUGACUGUCCGUACUUGCUGUUCCCUGUGGGUGGUGGCAACUAUAACGCAGCAGACAGGAGUGUAUCCAAACAUGACAUUACACCAUCCGUGUCGGCUCAAAGAAUCUGCUUCAGCAGUGCAUGCGCCAGCAAAGAACCCAAACCAACAUAUGAGUUCAUCGUCUCUUUGCGGUUCCCAAGUCUUCAAUACUCACCCGAAUACGCUAAUAAGAUGUCAAAUGUUUACUUGCUACUGAAGGAUACGUUUGAUAAAGAGAUGAAGGACUUACUGAAACCCAAAAGUAUCCAAGGUAUUGAAGUAAUCAACUUUAGCAAUGGAAGUAUUAUUGCUGACUUUCUGGUAAAAUCGUCCCAAAACGCAACGAACAAUGAAACCUUUCAAGGCGAUGUAAGGACAUUCUUCAAGUCUGUUAAGGUUCUUGGUAAUGUUGGCGCUUAUCGUGUGGAUCCUUCCUAUCCCUUAGUCAGGUCGGAUGUCCAGCCAGAAGAACCUCCAGAGAUGCCAGAAGGCUGUAUGGGUCAGUGGCCAGCCGUCUGUGACGAUUGCAGGUACCAAGUGAAAUGGGUCGUUGAUGUUGCCAAUGACGUAGUAAACUUCACCAUUACCGCCAGGUUGGAGGGUCAGAAGAAAUGGAUUGGACUUGCAUUCUCACCAACAGGGAGAAUGAGUAACUCGGAUGCAGUUAUCGGCUGGGUGGAUGGUUCCAACGUUUACAUCUCAGACAGAUAUAUAGUUGGCUACAGCCCACCUGCAAUAGAUACCGAGGACGACCUGUUUGGUAAACGAGGGACAACAGAAAAUGGUGUCACUGAGAUAAAGUUCUCACGUCCAAGAAAUACCAGCCAGACUCAAGAUUUCACCUUCACCGAUACUGACUGUCCGUACUUGCUGUUCCCUGUGGGUGGUGGCAACUAUAACGCAGCAGACAAGAGUGUAUCCAAACAUGACAUUACACCAUCCGUGUCGGCUCAAAAAAAUCUGCUUCAGCAGUGCAUGCGCUAUCUCCAAUACUCACCCGAAUACGCUAAUAAGAUGUCAAAUGUUUACUUGCUUCUGAAGGACUCAAUUGAGAAAGAGAUGAAGGACUUACUGACACCAAAAAGUAUCAAAAGUAUUGAAGUAAUCAACUUAAGGAAUGGAAGCAUUAUUGCUGACUUUGUGGUAAAAUCGUCCCAAAAUGCAACGAACAAUGAAACCUUUCAAGGCGAUGUAAGGACAUUCUUCAAGUCUGUUAAGGUUCUUGGUAAUGUUGGCGCUUAUCGUGUGGAUCCUUCCUAUCCCUUAGGUCAAGUCGGAUGUCCAGCCAGGAGAACCAACAGAGAUGCCAGAAGGCUGUAUGGAUUAGAGGGUCAGAAGAAAUGGAUUGGACUUGCAUUCUCACCAACACGGAGAAUGAGUAACUCGGAUGCAGUUAUCGGCUGGGUGGAUGGUUCCAACGUUUACAUCUCAGACAGAUAUAUAGUUGGCUACAGCCCACCUGCAUUAGAUACCGAGGACGACCUGUUUGGUAAACGAGGGACAAUUGAAAAUGGUGUGACUGAGAUAAAGUUCUCACGUCCAAGAAAUACCAGCCAGACUCAAGAUUUCACCUUCACCGACACUGACUGUCCGUACUUGCUGUUCCCUGUGGGUGGUGGCAACUAUAACGCAGCAGACAAGAGUGUAUCCAAACAUGACAUUACACCAUCCGUGUCGGCUCAAAAAAUCUGCUUCAGCAGUGCAUGCGCUAGCAAAGAACCCAAACCGACUUUCGAGUUCAUCGUCUCCUUGCGGUUCCCAAGUCUCCAAUACUCACCCGAAUACGCUAAUAAGAUGUCAAAUGUUUACUUGCUUCUGAAGGACUCAAUUGAGAAAGAGAUGAAGGACUUACUGACACCAAAAAGUAUCAAAAGUAUUGAAGUAAUCAACUUAAGGAAUGGAAGUAUUAUUGCUGACUUUGUGGUAAAAUCGUCCCAAAAUGCAACGAACAAUGAAACCUUUCAAGGCGAUGUAAGGACAUUCUUCAAGUCUGUUAAGGCUCUUGGUAAUGUUGGCGCUUAUCGUGUGGAUCCUUCCUAUCCCUUAGUCAAGUCGGAUGUCCAGCCAGAAGAACCUACAGAGAUGCCAGAAGGCUGUAUGGGUCAGUGGCCAGCCGUCUGUGACGAUUGCAGGUACCAAGUGAAAUGGGUCGUUGAUGUUGUCAAUGACGUAGUAAACUUCACCAUUACCGCCAGGUUGGAGGGUCAGAAGAAAUGGAUUGGACUUGCAUUCUCACCAACAGGGAGAAUGAGUAACUCGGAUGCAGUUAUCGGCUGGGUGGAUGGUUCCAACGUUUACAUCUCAGACAGAUAUAUAGUUGGCUACAGCCCACCUGCAAUAGAUACCGAGGACGACCUGUUUGGUAAACGAGGGACAACAGAAAAUGGUGUCACUGAGAUAAAGUUCUCACGUCCAAGAAAUACCAGCCAGACUCAAGAUUUCACCUUCACCGAUACUGACUGUCCGUACUUGCUGUUCCCUGUGGGUGGUGGCAACUAUAACGCAGCAGACAAGAGUGUAUCCAAACAUGACAUUACACCAUCCGUGUCGGCUCAAAAAAUCUGCUUCAGCAGUGCAUGCGCUAGCAAAGAACCCAAACCGACAUAUGAGUUCAUCGUCGCCUUGAGGUUCCCAAGUCUUCAAUACACGACCGAAUACGCUAACAAGAUGUCAAAUGUUUACUUGCUACUGAAGGAUACGUUAGACAAAGAGAUGAAGGAUUUACUGACACCAAUAAGUAUCAAAAGUAUUGAAGUAAUCAACUUAAGGAAUGGAAGUAUUAUUGCUGACUUUCUGGUAAAAUCGUCCCAAAACGCAACGAACAAUGAAACCUUUCAAGGCGAUGUAAGGACAUUCUUCAAGUCUGUUAAGGCUCUUGGUAAUGUUGGUGCUUAUCGUGUGGAUCCUUCCUAUCCCUUAGUCAAGUCGGAUGUCCAGCCAGAAGAACCUAUAGAUAUGCCAGAAGGCUGUAUGGGUCAGUGGCCAGCUGUGUGUGAGGGUUGCAAAUAUCAAGUGAAAUGGGUCGUUGAUGUUGCCAAUGAUGUAGUCAACUUCACCGUUACCGCCAGGUUGGAGGGUCAGAAGAAAUGGAUUGGACUUGCAUUCUCACCAACAGGAAGAAUGAGUAACUCGGAUGCUGUCAUCGGUUGGGUUGAUGGUUCCAACGUUUACGUGUCAGACAGGCACAUCACCGGGUAUAACCCACCUGUAAUUGACGCACAGCAGGACCUGCUGGAUGCUCGGGGAACGCUAGUCGACGGUGUCACUGAGAUUACCUUCUCUCGUAAAAGAAAUACUGGUGGACUUCAAGAUUUUACCUUCACCGACACCGACUGUCCAUUCUUGAUCUUCCCCGUUGGCGGCGGCGGCUACAACGCAGCUGACAAGAGUAUCUCCAAGCAUGACACAACGCCCGAGGUGUCAGCUCAAAGAAUCUGUUUCAGCAGUACAUGUGCUAAUAAUGCAACAAAACCAACGUUUCAGUUCACAGCUUCCCUGCGGUUUCCAAACCUGCAGUACACAACCGACUUCGCCAACAAGAUGUCCAAUGUCUUCAUCCUACUGAAAAGCCAAUUAGAUAAAGAGAUGAAUCUCCUGCCGAAACCGAGUACAGUGCAGAAAAUUGAAGUUAUCAAUCUACGGGAAGGAAGUGUCAUAGCCGACUUCCUAGUUACCUCCAAUACAGAGAGCAAUCAGACCUUCCAAGAAGAUUCCCUGAAAUUCUUCACGUCUGUGCAGACUCUGGGAAGUGUUGCAGGACACACCCUUGAUACGUCCUAUCCAGUAGUGAAGGGUGCCCAACAACAAGGUAACGGGAACAUGUUUCAAGGCAAGUGUACAGGCCAGUGGCCUGCCGUCUGUAAUAACUGCCCGUAUCAAGUCAAGUGGGUUGUGGACUCCGUUAAAGAUGAGGUAACCUUCACCAUCAUCGCCAGGUUAAAUGGCCAACAGAAAUGGAUAGGACUUGGGUUCUCCCCAAGUGGUCAGAUGGACAAAACUGAUGCUGUCAUAGGAUGGGUGGAAGGAUCAAGUGUCUAUGUUUCAAACAGGCACAUCACUGGGUACAGCCCACCUGCCCUGGAUGCUGAACAGAACCUGAUGAAUACUCGGGGGACACUAGUCGAUGGUGUCACUGAGAUUACCUUCUCUCGUAAAAGAAAUACCGGUCGAGAUGAAGAUUUUACAUUCACCCGACACCGACUGUCCAUACUUGAUCUUCCCUGUUGGUGGUGGCGGAUACAAUGCGGCUGACAAGAGUAUCUCCAAGCAUGACACAACGCCCAUGGUGUCAACUCAAAGAAUCUGUUUCAGCAACAAAUGUGCUGCUGAGGUGGUCAGCCAAGGCGCUGUUCCACCUCCAGCUCCGGCUCCAGCUCCCGACCACGUUGUCAUCAUCGUCGUCUGCAUCAGCGUCGUCUUGUGCUUCCUUGGCGUCAUCGUGGGUAUCUACAAGAUCAGGGAAAUAAAGAGUAUGCAGCUUUCCAAGAAACUCAACCCGCCCAAUGACGACAAAAAGAGACUAGAUCCCCGAGACGACAGGCCUUACAACAGAGGCCCCUACCUUGGGCAUGCUCGAAGGAACUCACCUCGCAUGUCCGACACCAACUUCAUGCCGCAUAUUCACGCCAGUGGAAGAAAACAGGACCCUCGAAGAUCAUUCAACGAUGUGUACUAUCCUUGAAUCUUGUAUGUCUAUCAGAAAUCCCAUAUGAACUUAAAUAUGAACACCCUAAAUACUCAUUUUGUAAUGAUAUUAUUGCAUUAUAUGUAUGAAUAUGCACGUGCACAUCUUAAACGUAAUUACUCCAGGAUACUUCAGGAUUUAAAAUUUAAAUGUGAAAAAAUCAUUAAGGCAAUUACAAGCCAUAUCGUUUUCAGAUAACUUUAAUGUAUUUUGUAGUUUAAUUUUUUGGAUGCUGACAUGCAUACAUUCAAUAUGGUUGGAUAAAACGCGUGCCUUUGAUGAGUGGUAUAGAAAGUCUCAAGAAAAUUCAUAUGACUCCUUCAGGUCUUCCACAUUAUAUCGGUUGUGAUUGAAAUAGAGCAGUAUUGCCUGUGACGUUACAAUUUACAGUAUACUUUUUUUAUAUCCCUUUUCUCUUUUGAUGACAAGAAGUAGCUUUGAAACAUAGUUGCGGACAAUUGUUAUUUGUAAACAUUUCUAACAAGACGUGAAAUAAAGAUUUCUAACCACC